AUGCAAACUCCCGACGACAUCCGCAACCUCCCAAUCGACAUCACCUUUUCCCGUCUCGGAGAAUGGUUGGUCGAUCGCAAGAGAGUACCUUCGGAUUGGAGGAAGCGCGUGGCCGCAAUCAGGGUUCGGAUUUCCAACGAAGUCUCAUCCCUCCCUAAGGAUUCUGAUCCCCCUUUUCAAACCCUAGACCCUGAAGGGAUUGGUUAUGUAGAGGCCAAACAGAUAUAUGGUAUUCUCUUAAAGUCUAAUACGGAGAGCAGGAAUAUAUUUGGUCGCUUAUCUGGUGCUGCGGGUGCAUGGGAAGCAAUUGUGCGAUCUUUUGAAAAAGACCAUGUUUUCCUUGGUGAGGCUGCUCUUAUUAUCACACAAAAUGUGAAUUAUGAAAUUCCUUAUCAGAGGAAACAGGUGCAGAAGAUUCAGCAGCAGCUGGCAGAACUUGAUCGCAAGGAGACUGAUAUAAAAAGGAACGCUGCACUCUCGGCAGCCAAAUAUGUUGAAGCUUGUCAGGAGCUUGGCCUACAGGGGAAAAAUGUCAGAUUAGAACUUUUGGAGACAGCAAAAUCACUUCCAAGUACAUUUAGCAGGAUAAUGGAUGUUGUGAAUAGUGACAACCUUUCACAGGCAAUAGAAUAUUAUUGCAAUUUUGUCAGAGAUGCUCACACUGAAAGAGAUAGAUCUUCGGAAGCUGUACUACAAAACUUGAGGAACAUGCGUGAAAAUCCUCCAUCUUUAAAUAUUGCUGUUGACUCUGAGGUUAUGAAUAUUGUUGGUGUUCACUCAAGUGACAAGGAGACAAAUCCUGCAGUAGGCAGUGUGGAAGUUGCUGUUCCUGACAUUGACUGGGAUAUUUCAGUGGAAAGUUCACAAAUUGAUUGGGAUAUUGGAACCGUAGAAGAAACCGAGGAUUCUGGAAAUGGCAUGGGUCCAUUUGAAAUCAUUAAUGCCUCCGAGGCCAUACAGACUUUUUCAUCAACUGAGGAUGUUGAAUCUGAUCCAACAAUAUCAAAUGAAGAACUAGGCGCACAUGCAGAUAUAUGCUGGGAUAUUAGUGUUGAGUCUGCUCACGUUGAUGUGAUUGACAAUGCGAAUGCAUCAAAUGCAGUGCCGGACAAUCAGACUUUUCUUCCAGAUGCCUUAUCUCAGUUGACAGAGAACAAGGAAGGAAGGAGCCAGCUUUUAGACACGGAGUACAGAAAUAAGAUUCUCGAUGAUCUAUAUGAGAUGAAAUCCUUCUUAAAUCAACGAUUAGCUGAGUUGAAGAACGAGGAAACUUUGUCGCUACAAAAUCAAGUACAGGCGGUAUCUCCUUUUGUACUACAGCAGUAUGCUGCUGAUACUAUAGACACGAUGCAGAGUGAUAUUUCUUUGGCAAUUUCAUUGCUGACAAAUAGGAAGACAAGGGAUCUGAUUAUGAUUCUCAACUCCAAAAGAUUUCUAGACAGACUAGUCAACUCUUUGGAGGAAAAGAAACAUCAUGAAGUCAAGUUGAAAGAGGGGCUGAAGGACUUGGCUACUAAGCGCAUGGAGCUACAAAAUUCAUUAUCUUCAUUGUGGCCAAAACAAGAUGCUGCUGUGGCUAAAACAAAGGAACUGAAAAAACUGUGUGAGAACACACUUUCAUCCAUGUUUGAUGGAAGGUCAGUUAAUAUAAUUGGAGAGAUCAACACCAUUCUGAGCAGUGGUCUUGGAGCAUGA
Lathyrus sativus (Indian pea) is the source of this 1695-nucleotide messenger RNA. Lineage: Eukaryota; Viridiplantae; Streptophyta; Magnoliopsida; Fabales; Fabaceae. The record is from the annotation of a GenBank genome assembly.